AUGAGACAAACACAUGAGUAUACAUGGGGACAAAACCCAGCAGCCGGAGCAAGGGCGGAAAUGUUUAUGAAGCCAUCUGGGAUCAUCAGGAAAGAAAUCCAUACAAAUUACAAUGCUCUAGCUGGUACCAACACAUUCAGACAACCAAAUGAAGCAGUACAAUGGCUUUCACACAAAAAAUGCGGUCAUUCAAAAUUGGAGAAACUGGAAACUCCCUCAGAGCGUAUACAUCAACCCCUGCCUGUUGUCUGGAAGGAAUAUACGGAUGCGUUGGCGCAGGAUAUCAGCCCAGUAAACCUGGAUUCACACGGAACAGCUUACAUGCGUAACCAGUUACAUCCACAGAAGACACGACAACCCCCAGACAAGCUGAGGUAUCCGUUAGGACAACGUACCAUUAUGGAAUUAAUAGUUGCUCCAUGUUCAGAUAUCAUUAAAACGCCUUUGUACAAACUCAAAGGAGAAGAAGAGUAUGAAGUAGAUAAAUUUGUAGAUUGGGCAGCAGAAGACGGAAUCUGGAAGUACAGGGUCAGAUGGAAGGGAUAUGCGCCCCAUGAGGACACAUGGGAACCAGCCAAGGAUCUACAGUGUUGCAAGGACAAAUUGCGCAACUUCUUUGCUAAUUAUCUGGAUGCCCCAGCCGCCAAUGACCCAUCCCUGCAAAUGCGUGCAAAGUUAAAAGAGGCAAGAUGGUCAAACAACUCAGCAAGUCAAAAACUGCCUGCUUUGUCACUUUUCAAGCUCUCACUGCCAAAAUUUGCCCUGCUAAGCUCUUCUUGCGCUCCCCACUAUCCCAGCAUGCCCACUUUCAGCUCCAUCAAUGCCUUGGCCUACAACCCCUGCCUCUACAUUGAUUGCUACAUCAUGAACAACCCAGAGAAGAUGAGAGCACACCUAGACAGCUCUGCUGUCAUGACCUUCAUUGGCAUGACAUAA
This is a messenger RNA of Rhizoctonia solani, 936 nucleotides long. RefSeq names its product Retrotransposable element Tf2 protein. Gene Ontology annotation, cellular component: pericentric heterochromatin. The record is from RefSeq and is a predicted model, not a curated record. The transcript is spliced from 2 exons. The coding region runs from base 1 to 936 and encodes 311 amino acids. Gene Ontology annotation, molecular function: chromatin binding. Gene Ontology annotation, biological process: chromatin organization; negative regulation of transcription by RNA polymerase II. Lineage: Eukaryota; Fungi; Basidiomycota; Agaricomycetes; Cantharellales; Ceratobasidiaceae.